Molecule: messenger RNA, 1683 nt
Organism: Procambarus clarkii (red swamp crayfish)
Lineage: Eukaryota; Metazoa; Arthropoda; Malacostraca; Decapoda; Cambaridae
Product: ferritin light chain
Molecular function (GO): ferric iron binding
Source: RefSeq, a predicted model, not a curated record
ACAGUCAAGCGGGGCUCAGUACCUCCUCGCCAUCAGCCAGCCCCACUGUAGCGCACUCAGUGUAGUGCCGCAGUGAUCUGGCUUCACAGUUACGCUGACAGUAUCUUUCUUAUCGCUUCCUCUCUUUUUUAUCAUCCUGAUAUCCACUUGAAGAUCGAUCUGUGGAGACUUAUCACUUGACAGCUUUGACCACAGGUUGGCCGGCACUCAAGGCGUCUCGUUCCCAAUACUCGCAAGCCUAGCUACCUCGCACAUCCCCAGCUCCGUGAUGGCCACCAAGAUGCAUCUGUUACUUGCUACCGUGUGUGCCCUUCUCUUGACAUCUGUGGUGGUGUGUAGUGUAGAGAUCCAACCCACACGACCACUCUUGCCCAAGACAGAUAUUCGGUCUCCAUUCAUAGCUAAUCACACAAAGCUGCUGAUGGAACUCAUGGAAACCAAUUUUGACUAUUCACUCAGUUAUCUGUUUUCUAGCAAGCAAUAUGGAAGUCAGUAUAUAGAGCGUCCUGGUAUGUCCAAGUUUCUGAUGGAGGCAAGUGACAAGCACUGGAAGGAGGGUUUUGAUGUCCUACAAAAGUUCCUUCAGCGUGGUGGCAACUUUGAUGAUGUAUCUCUGAGUGUCAAAGGAAAGGGUUACCAUAAUCUGACCGUAACUGGUGGUUCAGGCGAGAACUAUGUGAACACUCUGGAAGAUGUUCUGGAAAACUGCCAGGGGCGAUAUGAACAAAUGAAUAAACUUUGCCAUAAAGCAAACAAGAGUCCAUCAAGCUCUGGAGAUGCUGAGAUAGCUCAUUACUUGGAGGAGAAGCUCGAAGAUGAGGCAAAGCGCCUUCGAGAGUUGUAUGGCCAUAUCGUCACUCUGAAAAAGAUGAAAUCCCUUGGUGUGGCUCUCAACAUGUUUGAUUCCAAUCUUUAAUUUUCAUGUCUUUUCAGUUCUUUUAAUUCUCAUUUCAGACUUAACAGAACUAUUAUUUUGAAAGACUAUAUAUAUAUAUAUAUAUAUCUAUUAUAAUUUUAAAGUAUAUGAACAGGACUUGAGAUUUAUUAAAAUGCUAGUUUUCAAAAACAGCAUGUAAUUAACAUAUAAAGUUCACAAACCAUAUAUGGUUCCCAUAAUGUAACUAAACCUUUCGAAUUUUAAUAUUAAUGCUGUACUGAUAUUAGAGGCUUGAUUAAAAAAAGUACUGUACUGUAUGUGCUUAAAAAAAAUAUGAAGAUAAUCCUUGAAUUUUUCGUUAUACUUCGGUGAUAAUUAUAAUAGGGUGCAGAGCUUGCACACAAUACAGUAUAACAUCCCAAUUAAUCUGUGGGUUAUACUGUACCAAGUUGAGAUGCUCAACUAAAAUAAUGGCUACACUUCUUUAUGAUGUGUGAAGGCUUUCUUCUGCUGAUGUACACCCCCCUCCCAACCAUUUGGGCUGGACGGUAGAGUGACGGUCUCGCUCCAUGCUGGUCGGCAUUCAAUCCCCGACCGUCCAAGUGGCUGGGCACUAUUCUUUCCCCUUUGUCCUCAUCCUACAUCAUUAUUCUGUAGCCUAGUCCUAACCUUAUGUGGUUAGGACCACACUAUAUCACUUUUGUGUUUUAAGUUUCAAUCAAUGCAUUAAGAAGAAAUACUGAGUGAAAACAUACAAACAAAAAUAGAUUUCAAUGUAUUUUAAUAAAGAAUAACUGAUACUGAAA